AUAUUAUCAAAUUUGUCGUCUCCAUUUUCUUAUUUUCUUCUUCAAAAUAUUUUUUUUUAAUUUUAUGUGUACAAAUAUUUUCGCAUCUCCCCUUUUCCCAAAAGAUUAUCUUUCUCCAACGCAAUCAAGAAGACUCAAAUCUCACUGCAAGAAUUUGAGAAUGGACUGGUCUGAGAAAAGCUCAGCUCAGAGGAUCGUGAUUCCGAACAGACACAACGAGAAGCUUGUGGGCCUGCUUCACGAAACUGGGUCAAGAGAAGUUGUGAUCUUGUGCCAUGGGUUUCAAUCCAACAAGGAUAACCAAACGAUGAACAAUGUGGCUGCUACUCUAGAGAAAGAAGGCAUCAGUGCUUUCCGUUUUGAUUUCUCUGGGAAUGGAGAGAGUGAAGGCAGUUUCUAUUAUGGUAACUAUAACCAUGAAGCUGAUGAUCUACGUUCUGUUGUCCAACACUUCUGUAACAUGGAUCGUGUGGUUCCUAUUGUUCUCGGCCACAGUAAAGGAGGUGAUGUGGUCCUAUUCUAUGCCUCCAAGUAUCACGAUAUCAGCAAUGUAAUCAAUCUCUCUGGACGCUAUGAUCUGAAGAAAGGCAUUGCAGAGCGUCUUGGGGAAGAUUAUUUGGAAAGAAUUAAGCAACAAGGGUUCAUCGAUGUUGAAGAUGGUGGAAAGUCAGGGUACCGUGUUACUGAGGAGAGCUUAAUGGAGAGGUUGAACACUGAUAUGCAUGAAGCUUGCCUCAAGAUUGACAAAGAAUGCAGGGUUUUGACGGUUCAUGGAUCGGAUGAUGAGGUAAUACCCGUGGAAGAUGCCAAGGAGUUUGCCAAGAUCAUACCGAACCACAAGCUGGAGAUUGUGGAGGGAGCUGAUCAUUGUUAUACCAAACAUCAAAGCCAGUUGGUUGCAAUAGUUACCGAGUUCGUAAAGACGGUCAUUGUGAAGCACAGCUAGUUCCUUUUUUUCUUUUGUUUCUUUGAGAAAAUGUCCAGGUUACAUACUCCAUUUUCUAAACUCGGUAAAACAGUAAAAGUCAUCUUAUAAUAUUUUGACAGUGGUUUUUA
Messenger RNA from Raphanus sativus (radish), 1056 nucleotides. RefSeq lists its product as uncharacterized. Gene Ontology annotation, cellular component: cytosol. The record is from RefSeq and is a predicted model, not a curated record. Bases 65 to 946 code for a protein of 293 amino acids. The transcript is spliced from 7 exons. NCBI's taxonomy places the organism in Eukaryota, Viridiplantae, Streptophyta, Magnoliopsida, Brassicales, Brassicaceae.